Messenger RNA from Venustampulla echinocandica, 1770 nucleotides. RefSeq lists its product as uncharacterized. The record is from RefSeq and is a predicted model, not a curated record. Bases 1 to 1770 code for a protein of 589 amino acids. Lineage: Eukaryota; Fungi; Ascomycota; Leotiomycetes; Helotiales; Pleuroascaceae. The transcript is spliced from 6 exons.
AUGCUCAAUAGUGCUCCUUUGGGUCAAAACUUGACGUCGGCUCUUGAUAAGUUAUUUCAAAGCUUCCGGCGGUACACUCCUGCUUCUACUCUUUGCACUGAUAUUCUUCUUUUGCUCUGUGUCAUUCGAUCUAGCAAGAUCGGCUGCACCUCCGAAAAUUACGUUCGAUCUACCCUCUCUCGUUCAGUCUCGAUCAUCCUCCUUCACCUUCGCGUAGCGAGGGUUAUCUCACCGUCCUCUUCCCCUUCCGCUUCCUUUCCGAUACCACAACGCAACACAACACAACAGAAGUCCGUAGAGUCGUCGCCUUGCACAAGCGUAGCUGAUUCUAUACAAGACAGCUGUGCGUCCUGCCGACCUAAGGCACCCCGAGUCCGAUCCAUAAUGGAUCAGACGUGGGCUGCGGCGUUGGGCGACCGAGCCCCGGUCCUGCAAUCGAGGCAGGUGGCCGAGGAGGCUGGCUGGGUGGAAUGGGGCGAAUACGCUCCUCCCCCGGCCGGCCUCCAAGGUCUUGACGGCGGGCCUUUCUAUAUCGACGAAGAUGGAAGCGCCCACUACGCAGGGCAAUACCCUCUUCCUCCGGCCGACCAUACGGCCUACGAUCAGGAAGGUUACAAGGGAUACCAGCCAUAUCCGACCCAUGCCAACGCUUUGGAUCCCGCACUGGGCGGCGAUCUCGAGGAUGUCCUUUCCCAUGUCGAUGGUAACGAUGACCAUCACACAAUGGAAGGUGGCUCCGAAGAUGGCUCCGAAUAUUCUCCGUCUGCGGCCGAUAAUGAUGGAUAUGGAGAGGGACAUAGCCCGUCCCGUCGGGAAUCUGAAACUGGCAACAAUUCUUCCCCAACUGUUUACCGAGGCAUUAUUCAAGAUGCGACUCAUUAUUACAUCCAGCGAAGUGCGCGACGCAACAGAGAGGAGCAGAAAUUAUUAGAUCAGGGAGUUGAGAGCGAUUGCCCCGAAGAUCCAGCCGAACAACGAGUAUGGAUUGGCAAAUUGUUUGACGCGAUUAAGAACAUCGAUGGAGUUAUCGACAAGCCUUGCAAGAAUGGCACACUAGCUCAGUCUGUUCAACGUAUCAAGGACAAUUAUUACAGCGAUGAGGCUAUCGAGAUUGCGUGUUGGAAUAUUUUCCUCGAAUGUCGUCAGGCAGCCUUAGGUGUCGAGAUGGUUGAUCCUCAUCACCAGACUAAACGAGAGCCCAAGAACGCAUACCCCAAUUUCGCCGCGAGAAUGGAGAAAGUUAUCCAGGUUUGCAAGACAUCUAAGGCCACAUGCAAGCAGGUUCUUGAUCCAAGCUUUAUACAUAGAUUGGUUGAUGCUCCUACCAAGGCUCUCAAGAUGAAGGAGUCGAACCUUAAAAUCAACACGCAACGCAACAUACAAAAUGAGAUCGGCCGCGAAACAAUCAAGAAAGAGGGGAUCGUGCGCCCUGGACUCAAUCCUGUCAAAACGCCAUCUAAAGCGAAGAGAGGCAAGGCUAGACGCGCCCGGAGUCCUGCAACACCUAUUGGUUCCGGCAAGGGAUCAACCUCUCUUACUCCUGGGAUGAGCAAAUUGAAAACCUCUUCUAAUAAACGCCGUGCUAAGGACGAUGAAGAAGGCGAUGAAGGAGACCACGAGGAAGAUAACGGUGGCUCGUCUGACGAAUAUUCUCCACCAAAGCGACGAGCAACCAGAAAGCGAGUUCAAUCAACCAGUACUCCUAGCAAGGGUCAAAGAAAGCGAGCUCAAUCAACCGGUACUCCUAGCAAGGGUCAAUCGCCCAUCUAG